Lactuca saligna is the source of this 3292-nucleotide messenger RNA. Lineage: Eukaryota; Viridiplantae; Streptophyta; Magnoliopsida; Asterales; Asteraceae. The record is from the annotation of a GenBank genome assembly.
CUAGUUUGACGGUGCUCCGAUGUGGUGAAUGGCGACGGAUCACAUCUCAUCUAUCUACUCUUUAAUUUCACUUGUAAAUAAAUGAUUCCUCUUUAUGUUCUCCUGCCCAUUUCCAUCAUCCUGCCUGGACGCACACAGCCAGUUUAAAUUUCAAAAAAGGUUUCAAAUCUCACUGUAGAACCCUAAAAAUAUCACUCGAUCCAUCAUUGUUUUCCAUCACAAACGUUGGUCUUAUACACUUUUUAAAUUAUUUUGUACCUCUGGAUUCGGUGUCUGGGGGGUUUCAUCUCCAUUCACUGCUCGAUCUGUAUUUUUCUUGGCUUCGAUCUGUUAUCGUUUAAGUCUUUUUCGACUUGAAAGAUACAAAAAUGGAGGCGAUUGAAGAAUUGGCUCAACUUGCGGAUUCGAUGCGGCAGGCUGCGGCUUUGCUUAACGAUGAAGAUGUUGAUGCAAAUUCAUCGUCUUCUUCAAAACGCCCUUCCACAUUUCUUAACGUUGUUGCUCUUGGCAAUACCAGUGCAGGUAAAUCAGCAGUUUUGAACAGUUUGAUUGGACAUCCUGCUCUGCCAACUGGUGAAGGUGGUGCAACUCGCGCGCCUAUAUGUAUUGAAUUAAAGAGGGAUGGUAACUUAAGCAGCAAAUCAAUUGUACUGCAGAUUGAUAGUAAAUCCCAACCUGUGUCUGCAAGUGCUCUUCGACACUCAUUGCAGGAUAGGCUUAGUAAAGUGUCAAGCAAGAGUCGGGAUGAAAUAUUUUUGAAGCUUAAAACAAGUACAGCUCCUCCUUUGAAAUUAAUUGAUUUGCCUGGAGUGGAUAAGGGAAAUCUUGAUGAUUCUUUGAGUGAAUAUGCUCAACAUAAUGAUGCAAUUCUCCUGGUCAUAAUACCUGCUGCCCAGGCACCAGAAAUUGCCUCUGCAAAAGCCCUCAGAAUUGCAAAAGAAUACGAUGGAGAAUCAACUAGAACCAUUGGUGUGAUCAGUAAAAUCGAUCAAGCAACAUCAGAUCCCAAAGUUCUUGCUGCUGUUCAGGCACUUCUGUUGGGUCAAGGACCAAGGAGUUCAGCUGAUAUCCCAUGGGUUGCUCUGAUUGGGCAAUCAGUUGCCAUUGCUUCAGCUCAAUCUGGAAAUAGCAAGCUUGGUAGAUUAGCUCUUGUGGAGACCCUUGCUCAUCAAAUUCGUAGCAGAAUGAAAAUCAGGCUUCCAAGUCUUUUAUCAGGGCUUCAGGGUAAGUCACAAAUUGUGCAAGAUGAAUUGGUAAGGCUUGGGGAAUCAAUGGUGACUAGUUCUGAAGGUACAAGAGCUUUGGCUUUGGAACUAUGUCGUGAAUUUGAGGACAAAUUUCUUCAACAUAUUAUGACUGGGGAGGGAAAUGGUUGGAAAGUUGUUGCAAGUUUUGAGGGUAACUUUCCUAAUAGGAUCAAACAGCUUCCUCUUGAUAGACAUUUUGACAUAAAAAACGUGAAGAGGGUUGUUUUAGAAGCAGAUGGUUAUCAACCUUACCUCAUAUCUCCAGAGAAAGGAUUACGCUCUUUAAUAAAAGGUGUAUUGGACCUUGCAAAGGAGCCCUCACGUCUCUGUGUUGACGAGGUUCAUCGUGUACUUGCUGACAUAGUUUCAGCUUCAGCUAAUGCUACACCAGGGCUAGGGAGAUAUCCUCCAUUCAAAAGAGAGGUGGUGGCAAUUGCUACAACGGCUCUGGAGGGGUUUAAGAAUGAUGCAAAGACCAUGGUGACUGCACUUGUUGACAUGGAGAGGGUGUUUGUUCCACCACAACAUUUCAUCCGUUUGGUGCAAAGAAGGAUGGAUAGACAGCGAAAAGAAGAAGAGAUUAAAACCAAAUCUUCCAAAAAGGCUGUUGAUGCAGAACAAUCCUUACUAAAUAGGGCAAGUAGUCCCCAAAAAGGUGGGAACUUAAAAUCAAUGAAAGAUACCAAGCAAGAUAAGGAUGAAAAAGAGGGGCCCACUUUAAAGACUGCAGGACCUGAUGGAGAGAUAACAGCAGGAUUCUUGUUGAAGAAAAGUGCAAAAACUAACGGGUGGAGCAGGAGAUGGUUUGUUUUAAAUGAGAAAACUGGGAAGCUUGGAUACACUAAAAAACAAGAAGAGAGAAAUUUCCGUGGUGUCAUCACUUUAGAGGAAUGUGUUGUGGAAGAAGUUGAAGAGGAAGAACCCCCAGCCAAAAGCUCCAAGGACAAAAAGUCAAAGGUGGAAGAAAAACCACCGAGUUUGGUCUUCAAAAUAACAAGCAAAGUUGCAUAUAAGACUGUUUUAAAAGCUCAUAGUGCUGUUCUGUUGAAGGCUGAGAGUGGUGUAGAUAAGGCUGAAUGGUUAAACAAAUUAAGAGCUGUCAUGGGUAUCAAAGGUGGUGAAGUGGGUAUGAAGCCAGAUGGUCCUCCCAUUCGCCAUACUCAUUCAGAUGGCUCUCUUGAUACAAUGGCUAGAAAACCCGCAGAUCCAGAGGAAGAACUUUGUUGGAUGGCUCAGGAAGUGCGUGGUUAUGUUGAAGCAGUUCUCAACAGCCUUGCAGCAAAUGUCCCAAAGGCUGUUGUUCUAUGCCAAGUGGAGAAGGCUAAAGAAGACAUGCUGAAUAAGCUCUAUAGUUCUGUAAGCUCCCAGAGUACAGCUCGGAUCGAGGAGCUGCUUCAAGAAGAUGGGAAUGUGAAGCGUAAAAGGGAGAAAGUACAGAUGCAAUCCACCUUACUCUCCAAACUCACCAGGCAACUCAGCAUUCAUGAUAACCGAGCAGCUGCAGCCUCAACCAUCUCCAAUGGUAGCCCUGCAGAAAGUCCAAGAAGUAGUGGAGCAUCAUCAGGUGGUGGGGACUGGAGAUCUGCUUUUGAUUCUGCGGCCAAUGGCGGGAGCCCAUCGGGUCUUGAUUCCCGAUAUGGAUCAUCCAACGGGCAUAGUCGAAGGUACAGUGACCCGUCUCAAAACGGUGAUGAUGGUCCCGCCCCCAGAUCAAACUCCACCGGCCGCCGCACGCCCAACCGACUGCCGCCAGCGCCACCUGGCGCUUCUGGUUAUAGAUACUAGAUUUAUAGUUGAAAGAAUUUGGAACUUAUGAGUUAUGAUUGAUUCAUGCAUUCUUGUUACGGUACAUUCUGUAGAACUCAUUUAUUGUAGAUAGAUAUUUGAUAUGACGGAAAUACCCUUGGUUAUUCGGUGGUUUUGUUUAUUUUUUAUUUUUUUUUAAGAGUUGUUUUGGACGAUGAGGGUGGAUUUGUAUUUUUUUUUUUUACAAUUUAUGAUGCUUAUUAGGCAUAUAUAUUGGUUGCUAUUUUUUUGAUGCUUGG